Oryzias melastigma (Indian medaka) is the source of this 2929-nucleotide messenger RNA. It is a transcript of the gene spmap2, whose product is annotated as theg spermatid protein. NCBI's taxonomy places the organism in Eukaryota, Metazoa, Chordata, Actinopteri, Beloniformes, Adrianichthyidae. The record is from RefSeq and is a predicted model, not a curated record. The transcript has 5 exons. Gene Ontology annotation, biological process: spermatogenesis. The coding region runs from base 84 to 716 and encodes 210 amino acids.
CUAAACUUGAAUGCAAGGCUAGCUCCCUCUGUUAUAGAGGAUCUUUGUGAACCCGACACCAGUUACCAUAGCAACCAGCACCUAUGUCAGCAAGAAGCAACGACAGCUGCAAAGCAGCCCCCGUUUCCAUGACGAUAAGAAUGCAGCAGCUUGCUCAGCCCAAACUCAAUCAGCUCAGGUAUCCUGACAGACUGUCUCUCUGGGAAGUGAGUGAGCGUGCUCUCACGGCUGUUGCAUCCAAACGGCUGUGUCACCUGGCUAACCCUAAAUCCCCCGUUUCUGCCUGGCAGCCAGACAGGCCUCUCCCAGUUCCAGUGAGCAGAGGGACGCAGUCUGCUGUUGCCUCUGUACGGAUCUGCCAGCUCGCCCAGCCAAAGAAAAGAUCGAUUUUGGAAGGAUCCAGCUAUAAAAGUAAACCUGGACCUUUGACCCGCUCCACCUCUAAGGCUGUUGCACACAUAGAGCUGCUCGCCACUCCAAAGAGAGACCACCCCAACUUUGAAAGUGACCGCUCUGUGUUCUGGCCCGUUUCCAGAGGAGCCCGAAACUACAGAGCCAGCCAGAGAAUGAUCGAAUUGUCCCAGCCUAAAGAGAGAAAAGCUCUAUUUGAAGGUUACAAUCCGUACGCCGUGAGCCGAGGGGCCCUUUCCGCCAGUCCCUCUCAUCGAAUCCAAGAGCUGAGCUUGCCUCUGCUUCGCAAAUGCAUCUCCAAGUAGCAGAACAGAUGCUGGGCGUCUGGUCCCUCGGCAGGAGUUCAGCGUUUGUCGGCUCAUCAAGAGUGUUAUUGGGAUGAAGUUAAUUUCCUUGCAACGUUGCGACACAGUCGUCUUAUUUGCUCUGCUGCAUGAAUGUACAAAUGGGCAAUCCACUAUUUAUCACCUCCUAUAAUUAUCAUGUUGGAUUCACUCUGCACAAGAAGACAUAUGUCACCUUUCUACAUCUUAAUAUGUAUCAAUACGUACAACAAUUGUGCAGAAAAAUUCCCUUUUUUACCCAUCAACAUAGUCGUUUUUGAACAUAUAAAAUCCUAAUCGGGUGAGCUACUGAGGACAUUGUUAUUGGAAACGAAGGAGAUGAAGGAAACAGUUGGGAAACGUUCAGCUGCAGUAUUUUGGAGUCCCUCUGCUGCAGUAUCACAGCACUAAUAGUGUGUCUUGAUUGCUUCUUGAUUAUAUUUUGCAACAGCGAGAUAUAUAAAAAUAUUGGAUUAAAAUAAGAUCUUUUUUUACUUUAAUACAUGCAUUAAAGUUAAAAAAUAGUUUAAAAAAUCUUUAUUUUUAAUGGAAUAAAAAUAAUAUUUUGGAUAUGAAGGAAUUCCAUUUGGGCCAUUAUAGUGUUUAAGAUUAUAUAUCAGUUUGCGCAUAUAAAUAUUAAAAAUCCCCCUGUAACUUACAUUUUGACCAGUUUUUCAGUAAAAUGUUAAAAUGUAAACAUGGAAAGUAUUGCAUUGUGGGUUAAUCUGAUUCAAAUUUUUGCAGCCAGAUAGAAGACUGCUUCAAUAAAGGCCCAGAGAUGGACACAAACUGCAAAAAUAUGCCCGCUAGAAUAAGUUAAAAUUCUUAAACUUUGAAAAAUUCUGUCUGAAUAAGUAAAAAAUCUGCUAUUGGGGAAAUAAAUUGUUUUUUUAGAGAAAAAUUGUUGUCAUAAAGACAUCCAAAAAACGAUUUUGUUAUUCAAAAGACAAUUAUUCUUUAAACAAGGAUCUUUUUACAUGAUUUUCAGAUAUCUGUCCCCUUAAAAGUUAUUCUGCGUUCAAUAAUUUUUAUUUGACGUGAUUUUUUGUCUUUGUUUGAACAACCACCAUGAUUAGGACUGUUGAUUUUUAAAGUUCAGUCAGCCCUAUUGGAUGUUAUAGAAAUGAUCAAUGCAUAGAAAAUCUAGUAACCAGAAGAAGAUGGAUGGAUAUUUAGAGAAGAAGCUGGCAGCUGGUAUUCUAUCUGGAAUGGAGUGGCAGCGCAGUCACUGAAUCUAAACCGCAUUUAGCUGUAGUGGGAGCAGCUUAACCGUAUGAUGGCAAGAAGUGACCAUCCAACGUGUGGGAGGGGCUUCUUGAAGAGUGGGGUAAAAUUAUCUUAACAAACUAACAAAGUUCUAAUAUGCUGUAACAGCUGGAAAUAGAGGAUUCUUAGACAAAUUUGAAAGAAAAAUUAUUUUAACCUCAAUGUCUCAACUAUCUUUUUUUUCUAUGCAUUGCACGACUCAUUUGGUAAAUAAAAGUGUGAGUUUUAAUGGAAAACACAACAUUUUCUGGGUGACCCUAAACUUUUAAAGUGAAAUGUUUUCCAAGGCAAGAAUCAAAUCAUCGUGCACCAUUAUAAAAUCCUUUCAAAGUGAAAUAAAUCGGUUAUAUAAAUAUUAGAAAAUACCAUUUGGAUUGAUUUUUAUGUUACUAUAACAAAAACAACCAAUUAUGGCAGACGACACAAAUGUGAUUGAUGCAAAAAAUGAUCAAUGCAGUUAAAUGUGUGGAAACAAUUUGUAUUUUGCAAAGAAAUGUCACCAUACUGUGCGAUAAUGAUCUAAUUUUGAUCCAUUUGUAUUAUUUUGAUGUGGAAAAACAACACUGUAAUAUGAAACUAAAAUUUAAAUGGAUUUACCAUUAAUUCUUGUACAUUACACUUGACUGAAUCUGAAAAACCUCACCUGCACUGUUCAAUACUAUUUAUGAGUCACACUGGUUGAAUAUUAAGCUAAAGAUGUCCAAUUUUAGGUCAGUGAAUUGUUGAACCGAUAUCUCCUAUUAAUCAUAUUGGCAAUUACUUGGUCUAUUUGUACUGACAUGUAUGAAUGCAUGUUUGCAUCCACAGGAUGUCCAGAUGUAAAUGAGUUGUUGAGGCUUUUAAAAAAUAUUGUGCCUCAGGGUUUACAAUUUAUGAAUGUGGCCCCAUAUGAAAAGAAAUGUUGCAGAUAAAUUCGUUUUGUAGCUAAA